AUCGGCGCAUGCGCGCGCGCGCGCGGGCGCGAAUCGCCAAAAUGGUGAACGUCUUGGUGGCUCUCAUUCGCGGCGCGAAGCGAGGCCUAUCUGCGGCGGUUCAAAACGGUGGCGGCGGAGCGAACGGUGAACGGUGGUUAUUGCACGUCGCGAAGGAGGUUCGAGCGUGCACGGCCGAAUAAAGGCGCGCAACGCGCAUUUUAUAACGAGACACCCCGUACUCGCCGCUCGUUCACCACACACGCGUUUUCCUCUUUUCCCCCUUCCUCGGCGCUUCGAACCGCGCCGCGCCGCGCCGCGCUGCGCCGAUCCGAUCCGAGCCGUUCGUUUUGCCCGCUAGCGAGUCGCGGGCGCGUAGUUCGUAAGUGCGCGUAGACCUCGUCGUGUCACGCGGAGAAUUCGUGUCGUGGACCGCUUGCACAAACUUGCGCGAAAGGGAAAGAGGGUCUACGGGAUCGCUCGCACGUUCACCAGGGAUCUUUGUUACAGCGGUCGCCGAUGAUAGUGUCCAUAGUGUCGUCGCGAAUACCCUCGACGAACUGCCCGCCGCGAAGAGACGCGGAGGAGCGAGCCAACAAGUGCGACUUUCGCCGAUUAUGGAUAGGAGAGAGCGCGUUUACGAGCGCGUCGAGUGCCCUCAAGCCAGUCUGUGAAGCAUAUUGAAGGCGGCGUAGGCGAUCAAACCGCCGUUGUGUUCGCGCAAGCCGGACGCUGUCAGCCGAGAGAGCAACACGUAUAUCGAAGCUUCCACCGACCGUCUUACACGUCCUGUGUAACAUCGUCAAUCACUCCGACGGUCAUCGCGAGAGCCUCCUCUCGCUGAUGAUCCAUUACGCGUGGCAAGCUUGCGCGCGGCCGGGAAAGCGGCUCCGUUGACUUUUCACGAAGCGAGCGAGCGCGCAUGCCAAGCGGAAUUUCUGCCAGUCGUAUCGUAUGAGAGCGUAUCGUUUCGCGGACGACUGAUGCGAUGUCGUAACAUUUCCCUUCCUCUCGCCCCUCUCCUCUUGCGCGCUCGCGCUUACUUGCUCCCCUUUUCUCCUAAGGUAACUGUGUGGUACACACGAGGGGCGACGGCGUCGGAGGAAGGAGUCCAGAGGCGAAUUCAUACGUUCAAUAUUGUUGGGUUGAACCUCGCUCGAUGACAGCGGAGUAUCAACUUCUGAUAGGAUCUCGAGGAGCUGAACGACGUAAUGUUGCAAAUGUUGACACCUCAGGGAGCCUCGAAACUCUGUACGGUAUAGACGUGCUUCUGUCUGGCGACAAGAUACAGGACGAGAGUUACAAUUGGACAGUAUUCGUGUAUCCUGCUUAGAGGCUGGAACACGCGCUUCACGCUCGGCAGUUACGCACUGCUGUUAUUGCUGCUGCUGCUGCUGCUGCUGGAUGUUUACCCCGUGCGGACAGAUGGACAGAUAAUAAUCGAGAGGAAGAAAGAGACCGAGUUCACCGAGGCUUCGAAAGUAUCGUUUGUGCGAAUUACGGCAGACAGCUCGUGUCAUCGUUCGUAUUAACAUCGACAUUCGGCAUGUGAAGCACGGCUCGCUACGGAUGACUCAAGGGUUUUCCCCGAGAGAGAAUCCUGCAGGAAGGUAGUCGCGGAUGGUCUCUCUCACUGGCUAAACGAGUUUCGCUACGCGACAAGGAACAUCGCGAAGCGAUUUCUACGAGAGGGUCGGUCGCCAAUAAUCACAGUCGUGAGAAACGCGCGAUGAUUUUUGCGAGAGCAACCUGUUAAACCGUACAACCGAGGCCUAGCGCGAGAGGCAGAAGAAGGCUAGAGAAGUUAGCAAAAUUGUGCUUGCACGAUUCCUCGAGUGUGAAGAUCAGCUGAAAUGACGUCACGUCACCAAGCCGGAUUUAAGUUCCGCCCACCGUGCGUGCGGAUGCGUGCAUAUAUUGAGCAUAGAGUCACAAAAUGGUAUCGAGACGGAAGAUACUCUCGCGCUCGCGAGACAACCUCGUAGAAUCGCAGUAUGAGGAACAAGAGGAGGAAGAUAUAUGGUAUAAUUUGGAUAAAUUAUACAAGGAUCACAUACAAGAAGUCUUAGAUAAAUGGAAUCAAAUAGAUGACGAAAUAUGGGCGAAAGUUAUCGUGUUCGAGAGGAACAGACGGGUUGCGAAAGCUUAUGCCAGGGCACCUGUUCUCACAAUAAACGGUUCAAACGACGGAUUUGACGGAUUCAGAAUAGGACUUUGUGGAUUUGACAAUCCUAUGAGAGAUCCGAAAACGGAAGAAGCCAAACGUCACAUAAAUCAAGGAGUUAAAAUUAAAAUGGACGAACAAGGCAACAUACUGAUCAAGAGAUUGUGCAAGAACAACGUGUACGUCAAGUCCACAAAUCAGGAGGACAACGCGAUCGGUCCAGAAAUCAUACGUAAUUCGCAAGGUGCGCUCGAACAUGAAAAACCAGGCAAGUUAUUCGAUAUGAAUAAAUUUCAAACAAAUCUGUCACGAGAAACACGGAGGGCUUACCCGGACAGACGAAGAUUGGAAAUGCAAUGUCUCAGCGCUAUUAUAUUCGUAAGAAUGGAAGCCGAUUUGCUUCAGUGUCCCGUGUGGGUACUUAUCGUCAAUGUUGUCGGUUUGGACAUGCUCAAGUCAAAGCUGCCACCAGUUUUAGCAUUACAAAGGCCGGUUGAUAUAAAAAAUAGACCUAGAAUACCAAUUCCUGACGAAGAUCCUUAUAGCGUGGCAGGCGUGUCGUCGUCCGUAGGAGGUCCUAGCGAAAUAAUACCAGGGGACAGAGACUCUCGAGAACAAAUCUACAUGCAGUCGACGAGUUACCAACAUCGACGUACAGAGAGACCGCCGAAACUGCCUCCUAGAGAGAAUCUCUACGGCCACGGCAUCCCUAAGCCUGAUUAUGAUGAUAUAGAAGAUGACUACACCAGAGCGAUGAAGCAUCCUAUAAUGAACGAUGAGAAACGAAGUAAACACGACGACAGAAAGAAAUACGAUGACCCAUACUAUUGUGGUUUACGAGCGCGUGUGCCUAAUUUCGUAAAAAUGGCGAGGAACGGUCAAAGCAAAUUGGGCCCUCCUCCUCCUCGAGGACAUGUCAGGACACAACCUGCACCAUCUUAUGCAGGUGCUGCAUACGCUAGUAGUCAAUCUUCUCAAAUAUAUGGUCAUCUGCCCGCCCAUCGACCGCCCAUUAUGUACCAUGCUAGAAGUUUCGAGAGCGGACUUGAUUCGGACAAUAGGAACGAGUCACCGUAUAACCACAUAUACGGAAGGUUACCGAUCCCGACGAGAGGCGUAAUACCUCCGACUCCGCGUGCUAUGUAUAUUGGAGAGUGGGACUAGAUAAUAAGAAAUAUCUCGGCGUUUGUACCUAUAAACUGUAUAUUGUUAAUAUACUACAUAAAUACUCAUAUUUUUAUGCUA
Messenger RNA from Harpegnathos saltator (Jerdon's jumping ant), 3388 nucleotides. RefSeq names its product expansion (gene exp). The record is from RefSeq and is a predicted model, not a curated record. Gene Ontology annotation, molecular function: protein binding. Bases 1916 to 3307 code for a protein of 463 amino acids. NCBI's taxonomy places the organism in Eukaryota, Metazoa, Arthropoda, Insecta, Hymenoptera, Formicidae. Gene Ontology annotation, biological process: regulation of DNA-templated transcription. The transcript is spliced from 12 exons.